AUGGUUGAAAUCACUGAAAUUCCCGACGAAUCUAACGGCGGCGACCCAAACAAGAAGCCGGAAAAUCUCGAGAAGAAACCGCAAGAUGAAGAAGCUCAUCACCCCGAAGAACCAGAAGAAGACGACAAAGAAGCGAAUCAAAACGAGAAACCAAAAGUAGAAGAAGACGAACAAGUAAAGAAUCAGAACGAGAAACCGCAAGAACAUAAUCUUGGGAUUUCUUUAACUGACCUUCCAGACGAUAUCAUCGAAAGCAUCCUCGCAAAAACCCGGAGAAGCAAUUACCCGACGCUACAAGUCGUCUCAAGGAUCUUGGACGUUUUCAUCUCUUCUCCGAGACUCUACGAAACGCGCUUAACACGUGGCCUCGACGAAUCGGUUCUCUACGCCUUAAUCGGAUUCCCUCCUCACGAUCCCCCGAGCUGGUACAUCCUCCAUCGUGUGAACAAGAUCUCGCGAUUGUGCAGAAUCGGUUGUUCGCUUCCUCCGAUACCUUUUGGAUCCGCCGUCGUCACAAUCGGACCGGAGAUUUACGUAAUCGGCGGAUCUUAUGGGCAGUACAUACACACUUCGGGCGUGAUUGUCAUCGAUUGCAGGUCCCACAAGCAUCGCUGGCUCCAGAAUAUGCGACGGGUUCGCUACUGCGCAGCCGCGGGAGUAAUCGACGGGAAGAUAUACGUGAUCGGAGGCUGCGAGAAGCGAUAUCAGGAUUGGGAUUGGAUCGAAGUGUUUGAUUUAGAGACUCAGGUUUGGGAUACUGUGCGUGGUCCGUACCCUUACGCUAGCUGGAAUUGGAAAAAAGGUUAUGUGCCAGGGUCGUCCGAGUUUGUGACGCAUGUGGUGAUGAACGAAAAGAUUUACGUUAAGGAUCCUGCAGGUUGUUUUGUUUACGAACCCAGGGAACGUAAAUGGUUUUGGGAAAACCAAGCAGGGAGUUUAUGGCUCAGGCCUUGCUGUGUGGUGGAUGAUUUGUUGUAUUCCAUUGAUUGUCUGCGUACGCUUGGACAUUUACUGGUCGUGUAUGAUCCAAAAGAGAAGAUUUGGGGACCUGUGAGUGGAUUAGACGAUGGCUUGCCUAAUCUGUUUUAUAAUGUGUCUAGUGUGGCGAAUCGCGGUGGAAAGUUGGUGAUUUUGGGUGCUAGUCAGUAUAUUGAUAGUUGGAGUUGGCCACGGGCAGAAAUUUGGUGCGUAGAGAUUUCUUUGAAAAGGCGUGAAUAUGGCGAGGUUUGGGGGAAGGUCGAAUCAUUGAAGCGUGUGCUUACACCCAACUUGUUCCCUGCCAUUGAGCUUUGUCGAUUUGUUACCAUAUGA
Eutrema salsugineum is the source of this 1311-nucleotide messenger RNA. RefSeq names its product putative F-box/kelch-repeat protein At2g29810. Gene Ontology annotation, molecular function: protein binding. The transcript has a single exon. The record is from RefSeq and is a predicted model, not a curated record. Bases 1 to 1311 code for a protein of 436 amino acids. NCBI's taxonomy places the organism in Eukaryota, Viridiplantae, Streptophyta, Magnoliopsida, Brassicales, Brassicaceae.